Molecule: messenger RNA, 306 nt
Organism: Aspergillus luchuensis
Lineage: Eukaryota; Fungi; Ascomycota; Eurotiomycetes; Eurotiales; Aspergillaceae
Exons: 1
Coding region: 1-306 (101 amino acids)
Source: RefSeq, a predicted model, not a curated record
AUGGUCUGUAUCCCUCGGACUUUGUCCAUUCGGCACCCAUGGCCCGCUUAUUUUCAUAAAUAUGCCCUCAAAAUUGAACAAGAUACCCAUGUUGUUGACUUGUACUUGAUCCAGUUGUUCCUGGUGGCCGGUUCCACGGAUCCUGGUGGGUUGACCGUGUCGAAAGACCAUGGAAGCAUGCCGCCUGUCAAUCAGUGGACCAGAAAUGCAUUUAUUUCUUUUCCACAGCUUGCUUCGAAAUUUCUAUGCAAGUGUCUAGCCAUGUGUAACUCGGACUUGCAAGACCCUUUCGGACUUCGGCAAUGA